Messenger RNA from Castor canadensis (American beaver), 1105 nucleotides. The record is from RefSeq and is a predicted model, not a curated record. NCBI's taxonomy places the organism in Eukaryota, Metazoa, Chordata, Mammalia, Rodentia, Castoridae.
UGAAGAUCAGUUUUAUAGUUUUUGACAGGUGUUUUUGAAAGCAGUUUCUAAUGUGAUUAGUAACCCAAAACUUCUCUUGUUUUGUAUGUUUCUGAAUGACAUUUUUGCCUAUUUCAGGUAUUGAGCCAUAUUUGAAGUUUUCUUGGGUGACUUUUCUGGUUUCUUUUCUUCUUAGUCUGAUCUGAAGUGCGUGCAGGAUGCCAAAGGAGGUUCUUUCUACAGAGAUCAUUGCCCUGUGCUAGGUGAGCAAAAUGGCAACAGAAAUCCUGGUGGAUUGCAGAUUGGUGACCUGGUAAAUAUAGAUCUUGAUCUAGAAAUUGUACAGUCUUUGCAACAUGGUCAUGGAGGAUGGACUGAUGGAAUGUUUGAGACUUUAACUACAACUGGAACUGUUUGUGGCAUUGAUGAAGAUCAUGAUAUUGUAGUACAGUACCCAAGUGGCAAUAGGUGGACCUUCAAUCCUGCUGUUCUCACUAAAGCGAACAUUGUCCGAAGUGGGGAUACUGUGCAGGGUGCAGAAGGAGGCACUUCACAGUUUCAAGUGGGUGAUCUUGUGCAAGUUUGUUAUGAUCUGGAAAGAAUUAAACUUCUACAAAGAGGACAUGGCGAAUGGGCCGAAGCGAUGCUUCCAACUUUAGGUAAAGUUGGCCGAGUGCAACAGAUUUAUUCAGACAGUGAUUUAAAGGUGGAAGUUUGCGGAACAUCUUGGACGUAUAAUCCAGCGGCAGUUUCCAAGGUGGCGUCUGCAGGAUCAGCCAUUAGCAAUGCAUCUGGUGAAAGACUCUCACAACUCCUGAAGAAAUUAUUUGAAACUCAAGAAUCUGGUGACCUCAAUGAAGAAUUAGUUAAGGCUGCUGCCAAUGGAGAUGUUGCUAAAGUGGAAGAUUUGCUAAAAAGGCCAGAUGUGGACGUGAGCAUUUUGAAAAUUAUUUUGAAGCAUGUAAACAAUAGAAUAGCAUAAUUAACUUUAUACUCAGCAGUUGCUAAGAUUGUGCCACAUGUGUUUCAUCUGUUCCUUCUUUCUUGUUUUUCUGAGGUACUUUAAAGCAGAUACCAGCCAUUAUCCUUCAGUGUAUAUUUAAAAAAAACUGACAUUUUCUUAUUU